AUGAGGUAUGUACCACGCAUGUGCAGCCGCGUGAAUAGCCUGGGUUUCACUGAACCUGCAUUGCGACGUGGCAACACUCCGUUGCACGAUGCCGCCAGUAUAGGUAAACUCGAUGUGUGUCAAGCGCUGCUCGCUGCAGGGGCCGACUGUAAAAUCAAGAAUGUGUGGGGCGAUACUCCGUUGCACGAUGCCGCAAAUAGUGGUAAACUUGAUGUGUCUCAAGCGCUGCUCGCUGCAGGGGUGGACUGCAACAUCAAGAAUGUGCGUGGCGACACUCCGUUGCACGUUGCCGUCAGGAGAGGUGACCUCGAGGUGUGUCAAGCGCCGAUCGCUGGAGGGGCCGACUGUAACAUCAAGGAUGGGCGUGGCGACACUCCGUUGCACGAUGCCGCCAGGAGAGGUAACCUAGAGGUGUGUCAAGCACUGAUCGCUGGAGGGGCCGAGUGUAACAUCAAGAAUGAGCGUGGCAACACUCCGUUGCACAAUGCCGUCAGGAGAGGUCACCUCGAGUUGUGUAAAGCGCUGAUCGCUGGAGGGGCCGACUGUAAAAUCAAGAAUGAUCUUGGCAACACUCCGUUGCAGGAUGCCGCCUGGAUAGGUAAACUCGAUGUGUGUCAAGCGCUGCUCGCUGCAGGGCCGCACUGCAACAUCAAGAAUGAGGAUGGCGAAACUCCGUUGCACAAAGCCGUCUGGGGUGAAAUCGAGGUGUUUCAAGCGUUACUCGCUGCAGGGGCGGUCUGUAACAUCAAGAAUACGCAUGGAUCCACUCCGUUGCACCAUGCCGCCAUGAUAGGUAGAAUCGACGUGUGUCAAGCGUUGCUCACUGCAGGGGCGGACUGUAACAUCAAUGAUGCGGUAAAGAACCGGAUUUAG
Sycon ciliatum is the source of this 873-nucleotide messenger RNA. Its product is annotated as ankyrin repeat, PH and SEC7 domain containing protein secG-like. NCBI's taxonomy places the organism in Eukaryota, Metazoa, Porifera, Calcarea, Leucosolenida, Sycettidae. Gene Ontology annotation, molecular function: protein binding. The record is from RefSeq and is a predicted model, not a curated record. The transcript has 9 exons. The coding region runs from base 1 to 873 and encodes 290 amino acids.